Molecule: messenger RNA, 4599 nt
Organism: Orussus abietinus
Lineage: Eukaryota; Metazoa; Arthropoda; Insecta; Hymenoptera; Orussidae
Exons: 4
Coding region: 51-2315 (754 amino acids)
Source: RefSeq, a predicted model, not a curated record
GCGAGUUAAUCGAGAGGUACACGCGGAUGAGGUAGACAAACUGAAUAAAGAUGAAUGGUAACGACGUGGCCGGAUUGUCGUACAAAGAACUUCAAGCAUUAGCUCUGCGAUACCGGGUACCGGGAAAUAUAAAGAAAGACUUGUUGAUAAAAGUCUUGCGGGCAGCGGAGAGAGGCGAUGGGUCGGAAGUGGGAAGACUGCUUGCAGAAUUGAAGCAGACUAGGAAAAAGAGACCCAGGAAAAUGAAGCAUGAGAAAAUCAAUUGUACUUCGACUCCGAUAGACAGUCCUGAAUUCAUCGAUACAGAUGACCGAAACAGGUUGCAACAACAGCUUCCAUAUCAUUGGGUUGGAGCGGAAGAAGAAAUCGUGAGCCGUGAAGAUGAUUCAGCCGAUAUGCCGGCGUACGAAGAGUUUCGACAGUUUCUGCUGCACAGAAUAGAACAGCAAUAUGAAAUUUAUGAUCCGAAUAAUAAUUCUUCAAUUAUGGACACUUCUAUGGGAGAUCCUGGGACGAACCUGGAACCCGUCGGACUGCAUUCAAUUGGUUUAAAUACAAAUCACUCUAAACUGAACGUAACAGACGGCAAUUGUAAUUUCCCGGAUCACAUGCAACCAACCGUGCAAGAGCCUAUUGAAUAUCAGACAACAAAUGAUUCGAACGGGAAUAUACAGAGACCGUUUCUUCUUAGAAAAAUGCUCCAAGCACCUGUUGGUGCCAAUUUGGGAGAAAUUGCAGAUCCUGGGUUCGGUAGCUGUCGAGUUUGGUCCUUGAAUUAUCCAACAUCGAACGAAAUGCUCGACAAUUCGGACACCAUGACUGCUGAUUCUGAUAUAGACACAAACGAGGAGAAUUGGUCAAAUCCUCAAGAGUAUUACCAACGUGUGAAUAACGAAAAAAAUUUAAUGGAUCAGAAUCGAUAUGGAAAUCUAGAAAACAUACAAGAUGCUCAUCAACUGCCUACCUCGGUUGGACUGUCCGAUAACUAUCGAUAUCAGUACGUGCAUAAUUCCAAAGACACUCAACAAAAUUGUCAGAAAUGGAUAGCAAAAAGUGCCUUCGGCAUCAGGGAAGAAAAUUAUUUGGAAUCGUUCACUGACAAUUCUAAAUCACUUCAAGCGUUUUAUUAUAACGGUGCUCAGAUGAAUAAUAGAGUUUCUAGAGCAACUAAUCAAGAAUUUGAUCGUUAUCAAGUCACCGAAGAGGCAACAAAUUACAAAAUAAACCAAAAUAGGCUGGAUUUGGAUACAAGAGAACCGCAGAGUUACUUUCAAAGUCAAGGUGCUGUUCAAGAAGAAUCUGUGGGCAUUGCUGACCCAUAUUAUUCCUCACUAGCAAUGAAACACAUUGCACAGAAUAAUGGUGAGGCAGAAUAUUUUACACACACACGUCCCAGCUAUGAUCCAUCGGUGCAAGACACAUAUGUACCAGAAGUUGAGCAAGUUUCGACAUUUCCUCAGUUAGAAUCGACUCCUAAUCCAUACGAACAUAUCCAAGAGCCUCCGCUUACAUUUCCUCGUCCUUAUUCUGAUACUCCGACACAGUACGAUGCUGAGAUUUUUAAUCAGUACGGAAGUAUCAGUAAUAAUCAGGCAUCUCCUUUCAUUGCUGGGUAUGAGCAAAGAAACUGCAAUAAUGUUUUGCAACCAGAGCCAGAUGUUCAAACAGAUUCAGUCGCAGUAGAAGCAUCGCAGGCCCAAUUGAACAGAGCUCUAGAAGCAUACUGGCCAAGGUGGCUGCCAAACAAUUCAACGAACAGUGGCCUUGAAAACAUUUUAAACUUCCGCACCACUCAAAGCUGCGUAGAUUAUUCAAAAAUUGAGCAAACCUCUUGCGUUUAUUGUUACACCGCUCCAAUUAUCUCACAAAUGAUAGCAGCUGAGAAUUCCUGUUGUUCUCAGAAAAAGAGAUUAGUUGCAGAGCACAGACAACACAGUUUUUUACCGCAUUUCUUGUUAUACAAUGAUGCUGCUACGGGCUUGAUAAUGCCCAAUUCAAAAAACCGUCGAGAGGGUCAAGAUGCGACCGAGAAAUUGCAAAAUGCGGAAAUUAUUAUGUUGGCGGAGAAAGACAAAAUAAUUUCAGACAAUGGACAGACUGAAGUCGAAGAAACAGCGAAAUCUAGGAACGAGAAUCUUAUAAAUGAUGCCUGGAUUAAUAAUUACCCUGGUUAUCAAUUUUCUGAUAUUAGGCACAGCGGAGAGCCUUACAAUCUUAACAAGGAAACUUCCUUAUCGGACGACAGUGGAUUGUUUAUUACUCCUAAACUGGGCAGCAUUUGCGAUGAUGAGAUUAGGAAAGAUAUUAAUUUUUAAGAGUGUUUCUUUGUAAGGAAAAAUUCUCAAGGCAAUAAUCUCCACUGGGAAGAUUUAAUAGACUCGAGCAAGUUCCGGUUUAAAAUCGAGCCUAUGAUCUUUUUUAGAGUGGAGAUGAAAUUGUUAUAAAUAAUCUGGGAUAUCGCAAACAAAUCCUUUUCUAAUAGGAAUUUUUAUACGGUGAAGUUCCUCUUUAUCUUGCGGAGAAUUCUAAAAAAAGGCAGUCUCAUCGAUGCUCCUUCAAUUAAUAAGUCCAAUUGAAAGGGCUCGAUGGCUCAGUUGAUAUCGAAAUUAUUAUGCAAUUUCUAUCAACAAAUUCAGUCUUGAUAAUCACUGACGUCAAAGGAGUAGGACGUAGUUGUAUUCGAUGUAAUCAAUUUCCUCAACACUGUUUCUCAGGGUUAGCGUAAAGUGAAUUUUCAUUUUUCCACUGUGUUUCUACAAUCCGGAAUCGCUCAGAGACGAAUUGUUAAGUUUCUAGAUUGCUAGAAUAUAAUCAUUCUCAAUUUAAACAAUCGAAUCAAUGGUAUAAAAUUCAGUCUUAAAAUACUCGCAACAGAGAAUCGCAUAGAAGUUUCAAGUGCCUUUACCAUAAGCUGUACUCUAAUAUUACCAUAAUUUUAACGAGACCCCAUUAAUAAGUCGUGCUCAAUUACUAAGUCCUCUAGUAAUCACAUCGUGCAGAUUAAGAGCAGAUCGCAUGCGACUUAAGAGAAUAUGCAACGAUAGAAAGACUUUAGAUAUUCUCCAUAUAUCGCUCACGUUACAAAAUCGAAUUAUGCUCUGAAAAAAUGUCUUAACGUCCACGAAUUAAUAACCAAAUGAAAUCAUUCGAUGGAGGACAGUUUCCCAAUUAAUCAAAGUCGAGUAAAAUACCCUCGGGCCAUAUAAGUCCCUCCGUAGAAAUUUCAUUCGACUCUGUAAUUGUGCACCGAUGAAAGUUUAUGUAAAUUUACAAUAUUUGUAAUACACCUAACAUUGUACAUUUACCGUAUUAGUGAAUGUUCACUUGAGUUAAAUGUAAUAUUACUUUAACUUAAAUCUCGAGAGUGACAUUACAGAGACAAUGUAAUUUAUCGUGGCAUAAAAAUAAGAAAAUUAUCGAGUAUGUAAAUUCACAUGGGCAUCUCUAUCAGCGUGGCUCCAACCGAGAGGGACUUUUUUCAUCGUGGAAUUGAAGAAAAAAAAAAGACGCCGGAUUCACCUGGAAUCCCUUCGGCUUGAAACUGUGCUCGAAUGUAAUUGAAAACCCUUGCGGAGACAGAUUCUCUCCUGUGACCUUUGUAAGGAUGUUCGCUGUCGUGACUUCUUGAAGUUCCUUGUCUGCCGGAGGAUCCUCCAGGAGUCACGUGAACGCUGUACAUUUUUCCGGGAGUUUACGAAUUUCCUACGCGCUGGAAUUAUCCUCAGUAUUAUUAAUGUCACCGAUAAGACUCGACAAUUGUUCUUAGAUAUUUGUUAACAAGAAUUGUGCGAUUAACGUCCUUGGAUAGAAAAAUCCAGGAAUUGCGAGCUGCGGGCGCCGAGUAAGAGACUUUUGCGCUUCAAUUACCGUCAGUAUUAUUUAAUAUCACCGAUAAGACUCGACAAUUGUUCUUAGAUAUUUGUUAACAAGAAUUGUGCGAUUAACGUCCUUGGAUAGAAAAAUCCAGGGAAGUGCGAGCCGUGGUCGAGUCCUCGCGGAUGCCGAGUAAGAGACUGAAAGAACUCUCCGAGAAAUGGGUCCUGACUUCGGGUUUUCUGGAAAUAAAAACCGAGGUGUAUGUAUGCGAACACGUACUUUUAUGUAUUCGAGUACUCGCCUGAAUUCUCGCUCUAGCUAAUGAGGUCCUCGAAACGCGAGACUAAUUAUUUCACCGGCCGCUGCGAUUCUUGCGCCCGCUCAUGCGCAGGUUUUCCCUCUUCUUGUACACCACCUCGUUGCACUAUUGCCGCAAAUGUAUGUAUGUCACGUAAACGGUGAAAUAAUUAAAAGAAAAUAUGAGAGGAACGGUUCAAACCUGCGCCGAAGCGUCUUCGAGCCGAGGCUGGCCUUGAACUUUUCUCGCCAGGAACUUUCCUCCCCGUAGAUGCGAGUCUUUGGCUAUGCCAUUAUCUGUUGCGAUUUAUUUUAAGCUGCAAUCGGGAUUUCGAUUACCGAACAUGUGUUUAUUAUAACGAUUUUUGUUAGGGCUUCUCUUAGCGCGUUUCUGUAACGACGCUUUUCCGGAAGCUCCCGAUACGUACCAUAUGUACCUAGUUGUUACAAACAGUUGGCGAUUUAAUAUACCGAAAUAUAUUUCUA